UCCACAGUUCUUCACCGGAGCUCAUGUCGUGUUCAUUCGUUUUCUUUUUCUGUACAUUUGUUUUUCUAAUGAAUUUACCUGCAGCAGCGCUGUCACAGUUGAAUGACAGCUGCUAAAAGCCGCCUCCUGAAGACUCCUGCUCACAUUUCUGAGACAACAUGAAGAAGUGAUUCUCAUCCGGCAGCGCUCCUUCUUCCUGGAUCCAACCCUGCAGCGAUGCAGCCCGGUCAUCAGGGCACCAGCACCACCUCUCUCCAGAUCCCUCCCCAGCCGGCCAGCGCCAUAUUCAGGAGCCGACACCCGAUCCUGCUGGACACCAUCCACCCCGUCCUGGCCCAGGCCAUCAUCAAUCCAAAGCGGGGUAUGGAGGAACCUCUCCAGCUGCAGACUCCACAACCUCCCAGGAGCUGCAGCUCACCUGGGCCUGCUGGGAAAUCGUGCUGGAGCUUGGAUGUGAGGGUGGCGGUGCUUCUGGUGACUCUGGCAGGAGCCGUAAUCCUGCUGCUGCUGUACAGACUCUUAAAGCUGAGACACAGGUUGAGGUUGGCGAGGGCGAGGCACGCGUUGGAGUACUACAGCUUCUACCACACCGCCACCUACACCCUCAAACAGCCCACGCCUUGUCAGGAGCUGCCAACCAAGAAUGGGACGGUCCCCGAGGCCAGUCCGCCGAUCCAAACCAUAACCACGGUGACGCCUGCCGUCAUCGCCCCACUGCCGCCUCCGCCUGCACCGCCGCCAUCUGCACUGCCGCUCCCCACCCCUCCCGUCCUACCACCUCCACCCGUCCACCCUCCACCCACCGUCCCUCCAGCACCGGCCGUCCUGUCCCUGCCUCUGCCCCUGCCUGUGAUCCACACCAUCCCGCCCAGCCCUCACCUGUCAUGGGGCGCCUGCUCAGACGUAGAUGUUUACUCUCGGAUCGGAGCUUUCAGGCCCUCCAGGCUCUCCAGCCUCUCCAGCCAAUCGACGGUCAUCCUGUUCGAACACUCGUCCCUCUAAACCCUCACACAGAACACGACUAUCGAUGGCAGUGAUUACCAAAUACACAUUCUUCUGACUUGCUUGGAUACUGCCUGUAUGACAGAUGAGGUGUACGUGUGAGGCAGAGAAGGAUAUUUGAAGCUGAGAUACUUUCAGGGCUUUUCCAAAACUGCACAAAAUGAAGUUUGAACUCUGUCAGCCACUGAAUUGAUUUAUCUACUGUUCUUUAAAAAGAGCCACAAUUGGUGCAACAAAAAUUGCAGUUUGGAUCAAAACAAACUCAACUGUAAUGAUGUUUUGUUCUAUUGGAUAGUCAGGGGUUUUCCACUAUAUUUAGACUGUCUUUCUCUAAACCCCACGUCUAUUCUGAAACCUGUUUCUGAGGUAAAUAGCAAAGUUAAGCUUGAAGAAAGACUCGUGAUUGUAUGCUGUGGGUGUAUAUUAUCAUUCAGAUAACCAAAAAAAAAUCUUUGAAGUCUUGUUUUUUUUGUAUACACUCAAUGUACAUGCUAUAAGGAACCAACACUGACCUCCUUUUGGUCUGACGGUCGUGGUUUCAAGGAUUACACACGAUUCAUCGACACUU
This is a messenger RNA of Stegastes partitus (bicolor damselfish), 1570 nucleotides long. Its product is annotated as inverted formin-2-like. Lineage: Eukaryota; Metazoa; Chordata; Actinopteri; Pomacentridae. The record is from RefSeq and is a predicted model, not a curated record. The coding region runs from base 217 to 1002 and encodes 261 amino acids. The transcript is spliced from 3 exons.